AUGGCUCCUCCGAAUCCCUACAUCAAGGCGCUCGCGCCCUCAGCGGGCGGCAGCAAGUCCGCUGCGUCUCCGAAGCGCAAGAACGGCGACAAGAAGGACAAGCGGGGUGGUGGGUCGACUGACGGCAAGGGCAAAGGCAGGGCGGUGGACAGCGUGCUGAGGGACGAGAUUCUGGCCCUUGGAGGGGACGAGGCGGAUCUCGGAAUGCUCGAGGACGUCGAGAGCGGCAGCGAGGUCGAGGGAGAUGAGGAGGGUGAGGCCGGCCUCUUGAGGGACUUGAAGUCGUUCGUCAAGGGUUUGGAUUUCAAGGCGGCGGGCGCGGCUGCUCCUGCCUCGGACUCGGAGGACGAGGCUGCUCAGGACGACGAGGAUGACGAGGAGAGCGACGAGGAGAAUGAGGAUGAGGCAGCAGAAGAGGCGCUCGAGCAGCCCGUCGUCGAGGAGAAGAAGCAGGAGGAGAAGGUGGACGCCGCUCCGCCGAAGAAGGAGUCCAAGGUCGAGCGCGAGGCGCGGAGAAGAGCGGAGAGGGAGGCGGCGAAGGCUGAAGAGGCGCUGAAGAAGGAGGAAGACAAGCUGGCGAAGGAGGAGAAGCGGGCUGCCAAGUUGCAGGGUGGAAAGAGUCCUUGGAUCGUCGACCCUACGCCGCAAUGGUACGCGGUUCCCAUCGUCACGCCCUCCGCCACCGCUCCUCGACCCAAACCCGAACUCGUCACGAUCCUCCUCGAGCGAGGUCGCGCCCUCCUGCAGAAGGAGAACGACCUGUACUCGUCCUCUCUCGACCCGAAGGCGGCGAAGAGCUCGGCUCCUCCCCCUCCGACCGGUCUCUCCAAGGCCGACCAGGUCUUCAUCCAGCAAAUCCUCUCGUCCGGUACCUCCUCCGACCGCAUCUCCGCCCUUCUCCUGCUUGUCUCGUCCUCUCCUCUCCACACGACUACCUACCUCGACCAACUCGCCGCCCUCUGCCGCAAGAAGAGCCGCGACGAGUCUCUGCGCGCCAUGCGAGGUGUAGUCGACUGGUGGUCCGGCGAAAGUGGUGGCAGCCCAACUCGCAAGCUCCGCUACUUCGCCGACCAGCCUGCUCUCGCUACUGUCGCGGCCGCGUACGAGGCGCUCGAGAAGAAGGGCAAAUACGCCGUGUCGGAGUACGAAGGCCUGACGAAGGAGGACGUCGAACGGUGUCUCGUCCUCUUCACGUUCGAGGACUGGUUCAAGCGCUGGUUUUUCCAGAUCUUGCAGGCUCUCGAGCAAAUGUCUGUCGACCCGCUUCCUCACCCGCGGACGCAAGCCGUCAUGCAUCUUUCUGGCCUCCUUCGCGACAAGCCGGAGCAGGAGAGCAACAUCCUUCGCCUCCUGGUCAACAAGCUUGGUGACACGAACCGCGGGAUCGCCUCGAAGACUUCGCACCAUCUCCUCCAGGUCCUCCAGACUCACCCCGGCAUGACCCCCAUCCUUGUCCGCGAAGUCGCCGCUCUCGUUCUCCGACCGCGCACUUCUGCCGUCGCCGCCUCCGCGCCUGCCGCUUCAUCUUCUCACAUGCGUUUCGAAGACGACGAAGACAAGGCGAAGCAGAAGAAGGCUGCUGCUGCCGCCGCCGUCAAGGACCACGCGCGUGACAACGCUCGCUACUACGGCGUCGUUACCCUCAAUCAGGUCAUGCUCAAGAAGGAUCAGGCCGACGUCGCGGGCAAGAUGGUUGAUGUCUACUUUGAAGUGUUCAGCGACGUUCUCGGUCGCUUGCCGGACAAGGAUGACGAGGGAGAAGGAAGCGCGGAUGAGGGCGACAAACAUGCGAAGGGGAAGAAGCGCUCGCGCGGUGGCGACGUCAAGGGGAAGAAGGGUGGCAAGAAGGGUGGUGACGAGAACGGGCGCGAGGACGCAGUCGACGACGUCGACAGCAAGCUCGUUGCGGCCGUCUUGACCGGUAUCAACCGCGCCUUCCCCUUCGCCAAGAUCGACGACGACCUCCUCAAGAAGCGCCUCGACACCUUGUUCCGCAUCACCCACACCAGCACCUUCAACGUCUCGAUCCAGGCGCUCCUGCUCAUCUUCCGCGUCGCGUCGGCCAAGAAGGACAUCCUCGAGCGCUUCUACCGCGCCUUGUACGCCUCUAUGCACGACCCCCGCCUCGCCAACUCGUCGAAGCAGGCGUUGUACCUCAACCUCCUCUUCCGGGCGACGAAGCAGGACCAGGAUGUAAACCGAGUUGCAGCUUUCGUCAAGCGGUUGAUCCAGAUCUUGUGCGGGAUGGACACGACGUUCGUUCUCGGCGGUCUCUUCAUCGUCGGCGAGCUCAUGGCAACGGUCGCUGGCCUCCGCACGCUCGUCACGAUCCCGGAAAAGACCAAGCUGGCGGCUGUCUCUGAAGCUCAGGCUCAGUUGCCGGAGGGCGAGCGGGACUCGCACGCGCUGGACAGCUACGACGGUCGCAAGCGCGAGCCGAAGUUUGCGCACGCCGAGAGCAGUUGCCUGUGGGAGCUGAUGCCGCUCCUGUCGCACUGGCACCCGACUGUCGUGCAAUACGCCUCGGCCGUCCUUUCCGGCGAGCCCAUCUCCGCGACAUCCGACCUCGAGCAGUACUCCGUCGCUGCCUUCCUCGACCGCUUCGUCUACCGCGAAGCGAAGAAAGCGGCGUCAUCGAAGGGUUCGUCAAUGAUGCAGCCCGGCUUGGCGGGUCAGGACUCGACCAACCGGGUCGUCUUGGUCAAGGGCGCGCACAAAGCGAGCAAGGCUGAGGUACCCGUCAACUCGGAGCAGUUCAGGAAGCGGAAUGUGCACGACAUCCCGGCCGACCAGGUCUUCUUCCACAAGUUCUUCAGCUCGAAGGCCGCGCUCGAUGGCGACAAGGCGGCUGCGGCGACAAAGCGCAAGUCUCGCAAGUCGCGCGACUCGGACGACGAGGAGGCCGAGGGCAGCGAUGCCGAGUCUAUCGCGGAUGCAGGCGGCGACAUCGAUGGCGCUGGCUUCGAUGAGGACGAGAUGAUGGCUGCGAUGGGCGACGACGUCGAGGAUGACGAGGCCGAGACGGACGAGGAGAUGGAGGAGGAGAUCUGGAAGGCGAUGCGGAAGAGCAUGCCGAAGGCGAAGGGCGACUCGGAUCUCGAUGACUUGCUCGACGAGGAGGCGAGCGGCGUGGACAUAACCGACGAUGACGACCUCGCGCAGUACGACUACACGGACUCGGAGGACGAAGGUGCGGAAGGAAAGGCUGGUGCCGCCGAGGAAGAGGGCGAGUGGAAAUCUGCUUUCCCCGACGAGGACGAGGGCGACGAUGGUUCCGACGGCUUCGUCGAGGCCGACGACGACCUGCUCGGCUCGGACGAGGACAUCAUGCUCGGCGGCGGAUCGGACGACGACGAGGAGGACGAGGAGGACAAGGCGCGGAGCAAGAAGAGCAGCAAGAAGCGCAAGGUCAAGCACCUGCCGACCUUUGCCAGCGCCGAGGACUACGCGCACCUACUCGGCGACAGCGACAACGAUGCGUAG
Rhodotorula toruloides NP11 is the source of this 3483-nucleotide messenger RNA. Its product is annotated as CCAAT-box-binding transcription factor. The transcript has 8 exons. Bases 1 to 3483 code for a protein of 1160 amino acids. Gene Ontology annotation, cellular component: nucleus. The record is from RefSeq and is a predicted model, not a curated record. NCBI's taxonomy places the organism in Eukaryota, Fungi, Basidiomycota, Microbotryomycetes, Sporidiobolales, Sporidiobolaceae.